GUAUUUUUGUUGGAAAUGACAAAAUAUUCGGGGUUUUUUUAUGUUUUGUUUUGUUUUUUUACACAUGCAGUGAUACUCCCUUCAUAUCCAGACUACAUUGUGCAGUGUGUCUUCUCCAGCAGAUGGCGCAUUUGCUGGGCUUUUCAACAAUCCCGUCUGGUUUUGCUGCUGCUGCUGGUGAUGACGCUUAUCUCGUGGAGGCGGAGCUUCCCCCCUCCCGUCUCCUCCUGACGUGCAGGCAGCAGGCAGGGAACUGAGUGUGUCUCAUUCUCACUGGAUAACAGCAUCCUCACAUCCUCAUCCUCUUCCCACAUCCACCCUGACAAGGGCAGCAGCCAAGUGGAAAACCACAGGGAGAGGGCAAAUCUGAAGGGGGAAAAAAAAGCCGAAACCUAUUUUGCAAAAAUGUUGGCGUGCACAGAGAUGAUCACCAUGUGUCUCCAGUCUGCCAAGCAUGAGCACUUGAUAAAGCAGCAGGGAAUGGACUACAACCAAAACCAAGGCAUCUCUCUAUUCCACGACAUAUUACGACGGGCUGACAAAAAUGACGAUGGAAAGUUGUCCUUGGAUGAGUUCCAGUACUACUUCACCGAUGGUAUCCUGACGGAGGAGCAGAUGCAGGAGCUGUACUACUCCAUCGACAGGCAGCAGACAGACAACCUGGACAUAGACAAACUCUCAGACUACUUCACUCCACAUCUUGGAGAAUACGUCAACGUCCUGUCUGCUUUGGAGAAGCUGAAUGUGGCCAUUUUGAAAGCAAUGGACAAAACCAAAGAGGUGGGUUUUGAUGGUUUCUCACAACUGAAAUAUGGUAAAUUCAAGAAAGUUAUAGACAUAAAGGUGACCUUCAGUCAGCUCCAGUCCCUGCAGUCAUCACUGGACUGCGCUAUGGAGGCAGUUCAUGACCAGGGCUGCACAGGAAGGAGGAUAACAAAGCCUUUGGAGCUGCCGGUUCAGAGGGUGACCAAACGUCCUGGUCGGCGCAUCCAGAAGAACAUGUGUCUUUCUCCAACUGACCCUUAUUCUGGCAUGCUCACCACAGGGGUUAGCGUGGAGCCAGACAACCACUGGGGCUCCCAGAUCAACCAACUGGAGCAUCUCGUAGACAAACUGGAAUGUGAGAGGCCACAACUUGAACCUCUAAAAGAGGACACGUUAGCAGGAACCUACAAGUCGAACAUUCUUCUGGUUCAGAGGCAGAUGUCUGUGAAGGAGAGAGAUGUCGAGCAGUUUCAACAAGCUCUCAAAAUCUACACAGAUGCCACCGGCAGCCAGCUAAACAACCUGCACAUUUCGGUCCAGAACCUGCCAGAUAGAUCGUGCUUCAUAAUGUAUGAGUUUUGGCAGGAUCGUCUCUCCUGGAUGAGCUACUUGCAGUCCUCCAUCAGUAAGACCUUCCAGCGCUGCAUUAUUGACUCACUGGAAGAGGCAGAGAUGGUCUCCACUAUGCUCCUGCCAGCUUCCUGGUGGAUUAUGAACAACAACUGACAGAGAAAAUCAGCCUGAAUCCAAAACAUUGGAGAAAGAGUCAGUUUUAAAAUGAUUUUUCUUCACUUUUUUUCUUCAUUUCUAUUAUGCUAUCUUCUCUUGCCAUGACAUUAUUAAUUUUUUUUUUGCAAAGCUAUGUUUCAAGGUGAAGUUUCAAGGUAAAGUAAAAUAACUUCUUAAUAAAGAAGUCAGUCAGUUGGAAUAAAGAAAAGUGUUUACAAUAUUUGAUCACGUGACGAUGAAGAGGGAUAAUUUAUGUAAAGGCUUUGACACUUUUUCUGCUCUUGAAGUCGCACAAGGCGUAACAAGAAAAAAAAAGUAUGCAUGAUUUUGUUAUUUCUAUACCUGUUUAUUUCACUCAACACACUGUACAUUUUAGUGUAGAUAUGUGAAUGAUGCCACAAAAUCACUUUCACCGUCCACAGCUCUUUUUUCCGAACACAAAAAUGACAAUUAUGUUUUACUGACGUUUAUUAACUUUAGGGUUAGCUUGCAUUUCCCUGUUUUCUCUGUGGUUUUGUGCUUUGUUGUCUUUUUCAAAGCUCUGCUACCAAUUGUCAAUCGAAGCAUUAUUAUGGUCUGCAUCCAAACCAUAGUCAUGUCAUGUGGCUCCUUUGCACUUUAGAAAAAAUAAGAAACAUGGACCUUAUUGUGACAAAAUGAUAUGUUUAUGGUAGAUUGUUUAUUGAAAAUCUAGGCUAAGCUGCAGGUUUUAAGGACACUAACCUGCACUGAGGUGCAGUACGGCCUCAGUGAAAGAUAAUAAGAUAAUUUACCAAAUCAUUGUGCAGUUUACCCCGUACUGUUACUUAAUAAUAAUAAAAACACACAGUUAAAAUGAGAGAAGUCUAAUGGUGCCGUUAUACACGUAAGUGGAAAUUUAUAUUUUGAGGACAGACAUUAGUAGGAAGUGUUUUAUGUGAUAGGUUGAAUAAAGUGUGUAAAGUAGAUAAGUAGAGCUGUAAGAUACUAUAAGGUGCAGUAGCACAUAGGUGACUGUACAGUUUGAUGGUAUAUAGAGAGCUAGUGAAGAAAGGAAGAAAUGUGUUUUAUUUUAUGCAAAAUACAGUUGUAAUGUGGAUGUGGCAUGAAAUAAAGUUUAUCACAUA
Messenger RNA from Cynoglossus semilaevis (tongue sole), 2600 nucleotides. RefSeq names its product N-terminal EF-hand calcium-binding protein 1-like. Gene Ontology annotation, biological process: regulation of amyloid precursor protein biosynthetic process. Gene Ontology annotation, molecular function: calcium ion binding. NCBI's taxonomy places the organism in Eukaryota, Metazoa, Chordata, Actinopteri, Pleuronectiformes, Cynoglossidae. Gene Ontology annotation, cellular component: Golgi cis cisterna; endoplasmic reticulum; cytoplasm. The record is from RefSeq and is a predicted model, not a curated record. The transcript has 12 exons. Bases 406 to 1491 code for a protein of 361 amino acids.